Molecule: messenger RNA, 4164 nt
Organism: Trichoderma gamsii
Lineage: Eukaryota; Fungi; Ascomycota; Sordariomycetes; Hypocreales; Hypocreaceae
Exons: 4
Coding region: 1-4164 (1387 amino acids)
Biological process (GO): siRNA processing
Cellular component (GO): nuclear RNA-directed RNA polymerase complex
Molecular function (GO): RNA-directed RNA polymerase activity
Source: RefSeq, a predicted model, not a curated record
AUGCCUGAGCUGAGGGCGGAUCAUCUGGCGGUCCGCAAAUUUGCCUCACGCCAAGCAGAGAUGCACGUGAUAAUCCUGCACGUGAAAGAGCUUUUGGGCUGGGGUGCUAGCCCAGCCGUUCCCGCGAUGGCGGGGUAUCGCCGAAUGCCACCAGCUAAAUGCGAUACGAACAGACCCUACGAGUCAGAAGCUAAGCUGUGGCUCCAGGGCGCUGGAUAUAAAAUGGCGUCAGGCCCGUUGGGGUCUCGUCCGCACAAGAAAUCUGUCCAAGAGCUGGACCGUAUUAUUCGGAGGCUCAAUGAUACCUUUGCGCUGCAGCUCAGCAAGCCCGAUGUGACGCUCUCGCCUCGCAAGUUUCGAGAGCGCUAUCGAAGUGAUGAAGAGGCUCGAGUUGAGGAUAUAUACCGGAAAAUCCAGCAAUUGUACUACACAGGAGAUGAUCGGCUAGCCGCAUAUAUCGGGCAUUUCGAGCAGCGUGGACGCAUCAUCUUGUCUGAGUCUGCGUCACGGAGUCCCGGUAACUGCACACCUGCAGCAAAUCGAACGCUGCUUCAGAAAUGUUUGCUAGAUAUCCUCUGCGAAGUAGAUGACCCAGAAUCGAGGCCAUGGACCAAGAGAGAAUCCGAGGUCAUACAGGAGGUUUCUCCAAAACGGGCCAGAGGCCAUCUAUACGAGCAUCAUGAUGCCGUGGACGCCCUUCCAGUUCGCUCUAGGGAGUCGUUUGCGAAUAUUAGCACGGUGGUUGCCUCCGGGAGCCGCUCUGUGAGUCGCUCUCGAGGAGAAGCUUUUCGGCCAUCUUCUCAGCAGAGGUCCUUUGAUCGGACAUUUCUCUCGACUCGAACAUCAUUUCAUUCUGAAGUGUUUUCAACCCAAGCGCAAAAUGUGUCUUUUAUUAGUCAAACAUCUGUUGGCUCUGAAUUGCCGAGUCGUUCAAAUAACUACCCAUACUCACAAACCACAGUAGCCGACUCUUCCUCAGAAGCGACUGGAUCAAGUGAAGAUGAAAUACCGAAAAGAUUUUCUGACUUCUCUCUUCGCGAGGAAGAAAGACCCAGUGGCCGGUCCCAGUACCCGAACAGUUCGCAGUCUCAGAUUCCUGCGUCUUCAUCAAGUCAAUUACGUCAAAAUAGCAGUGAUUGCAAUGGCAAACCCUUGGAAGAAAGGUUUGCUAAAAUUUGGCCCAAAUUACCUCAUCCUGAAUUAACUGAAGCACCCCUCGCUGUCAUCUGGGAGAUUACCAGAGCUGCUCUUCACUGCAACGUUUCACUGGAUCGAUUCGAUAUAUUGUAUCAACCGAGCGACAAAUGGCACGAUCAGCACAGUCUGAGAGAUACAAUCUCCAAGCACCCUCUCUUCCACGGCAAAAGCUUACCUCCACCUAGCGACUCGGCUUCGUGGGAAACGGCAUUAGGCACAUUCCAAACCAAAGUGAAGACGAUAGUGCUCUCGGCAGAACUGGUUUAUAACCAGGAUGAAACUGGUCCACUGUAUAUUCUUCGCCUGAAUCCUUUAAAGCUCGAUGUAGGCCAUCGUCUGGCGCGUCGAUUCGGUGCCGACCGCUUCCUCGAGAUAAUUUUUCCACCACCGUCUGCAUCAACGGAUGGCAAACCAAAGAUCAUCGACGACGAUAAAGAUAGCCUUAAAAAGAUUGUAGACUGGCUCAUUAGAUCUUGUCAUUAUUUCCUUGGACGAUUUUGGAGACCAUACUUUGUUCGCCCCGCAAAACCAAAUAAAGGUUCGGUGACGAGCAAAGGCCCCCCUUCCGCGAGAUUAUAUCUUUUUGCUUAUGACGGCGAUUUUUUUCGUCCCCCCAACACUGCAGAUGGUAUUCCGCUGCUGCAGGAAGCACAUGAGAUUGACAAUCGCAAAAAGAUGAGGCUUAGUGAUCUGCUGCGAUGGGCGGUUAACAUCGAUGACAUACGGAAUAGGGAACAGCCUAUUACUAAAUUGUUCUCUCGUUUAACACUAAGUCUGAGUCGAACCUGGCCCACUGUUGAACUCGAACGGCAUCAGAUUCGCAUCCGACCCAAGGACUUGGGGACCGGUAAGAUGGUGAUGAAUGAUGGAAUUGGCCGCAUCUCGCCAAGCCUGGCUAAGAAAGUCGCCGAGUUGCUUGGGCUGACGGAUUGCCCGAGCUGCUUCCAAGGCCGAUUAGGAAGUGCAAAGGGCAUGUGGCUGAUUGAUGUUGACAGCGAAGGCGAUUUUGAGGAAGACUUUGAAACAGAUUGGAUCGAAAUAUAUCCGUCACAAAGAAAAUGGGAAUGCGAUUUCAAAGAUGUGCACCACCGAACUUUUGAGAUACAUAACUGGCCUGCAGAGCUGAGAUCGGCUUCUUUAAAUCAACAAUUCAUCCCGGUGCUGGAAGCGCGGGCAAAGGACUCGGGGUUAAUGCGGCGGGUAAUGUCUUCGCACUUACAGAGAGCCCUGAACGCCGAACUUGGAGAGCAAACGGAUGCGAUGAAAGACACCAUGAGUCUUCGAUUAUGGAUUCAUCAAUCCGGACCAUCAAGGAACGAUCGGCUGUUGGAUGGGUCUGCAAAAUUUCUAGGUGGUCUGCCCAAUGAUAGUGCCGAUAAAGUGGCUUUUCUGCUUGACUCUGGGUUCGACCAGAAGAGGUUGAAGUACCUGAAGGAUGCUGUUUUGGGCAUCUACCAGAAGAAGGCUGAUACUCUGAAGACCAAGAUGAACAUCACCAUUCCCUGUUCGGCGUACGUCUACAUGGCUGCUGACUUCUCAUCUACUCUCGAGGAAGGAGAAGUACAUCUUUCCUUUUCCACAAAAUUCCAGGUUGAAGGAUUCUCAGACACGCUGCUGGAGCAGAUGGAUAUUUUGGUAGCGAGAGCCCCAGCCCAUUUACCGAGUGAUAUCCAGAGAGUCAGAGUAGUAUCUCGACCUGAGCUUCGAAAACUGAAAGAUGUCAUAAUAUUUUCAACAAAGGGAUCUGUUCCUCUUGCCGACAAGUUGUCGGGCGGCGAUUACGACGGCGACAUGGCGUGGGUAUGCUGGGAUCAAAGCAUUGUGCAGAAUUUUGAGAAUGCUUCCGUACCAGAGCAGAUGGAUUUCAUUAAAGCUGGAUAUCUACGCAAAAAUACUACAAAAUUUACGAAUUUAUUCGACACUGUAGCAAAUGGCGACUACAAUCAGAACGCACACAACACAUCUAAGCGCCUCGAAGAUGCUUGUUUGGAAUUUAUAUCUCAGGCGUUUUUGUUUAAUCUACAACCUUCAUUCUUGGGCCGAUGUACAAAGUAUAAAGAAAGGCUCUGCUACAUGCGGAAUUCGGUUCAAGACAAACAUGCUAUUCAUUUAAGCCAAUUGCUUGGCUACUUGGUUGAUCAAAGCAAGCAGGGCAUUGAGUUUACCGAUGAAGACUGGAAGCGAUUCGUCAAAACACAGCUUGGAAUGAAGACUCUGUUUCUCGAUGAUCCUGAAUAUUCGAAAGAAAAUGGGGAGAGGCCUCGUGUCAAAGGCCGGUUGCAUAUUCUUGAUUACCUGAAGUUUGAUGUUGCGAAGCAGGUGAUUGAGCAUGUCUUGACAGAGCUGACCAAGGAAACCAAUACCUAUGGCGCAAUCAACUUUGACGGAGACCUUGUCAAGCUGUACAACAAGUAUGAAGAAAAAGCGAGCGGGAAAGAUGAAGACGCUUCAUACUGCAUACAGCUGCGAACGCAUCUCCAAGAUGAGAUUGAGGCACUUCGGGACGAGUGGACUGUCAGAAUGCAGAAGGGGGGCAAAGGAGCAGAAACCUAUCCGACUAAAGUAGAGGCUUUAUAUCAGAAAUGGCUCGAUAUCAAACCUCCACAAGAGCUACUCGCAAGCGGCCGCUUUCCAGAGCUACUGCCUGACCCUACCAGAGACUCUGCAACAAGUGGCUGGGAGCUCCUCAAGGCUUCAACUACCUUCAAAAGAUAUGACAACUCUUCAUUUGCUUGGAUGAUGGCUGGCAAGCAACUAGCCUACCUCAAAGCGAUGGCGCAUCGCGCUCCUGGAGAAACGUCCAAGGUGUUGAUGAUACCCGAGAUGUGGGGUAUCUUGCGGCCGGACAAGAAAUUGAUCAUGUCUCUUUCUGCGCAGCGAGAGGCUGCUCGGGAUUCGGAGAGUGCACUGGCUCUCGAAGAGGUAUAUGAGUAUGACGAUAAUGGUACUGUUAUUGACGAUGCCUGA